AACUGUGCAUCAGGACCCUGAAUCGGUGGCUGGAGUGUUUGAGAAGAUGAUUUUUUACCUUCUCUUGCUGAUUUCUUCUCAUUACAUAGCUUCAGGUGCAGAAGCUGUGUACUGUAUAAAGGAAUUGCCCUGCAAUGUCACUGAGUGCUUUAAAAUGAGGGACUCAGAAAACACCGUUUGCAGCUCCAUCCAGAAAACAGAACACUGUAGUAUCAGUGGACCCCUCAUCAAGCUGAAAUGUGAGGCACAAUUACAAUGCCUCUGCAAUGAAGAAGGUCCGUUUGGACUGGAUGAGUUUCCUAAAAUCCCUGUAAAAGAUCAAAGUAGCAUGUCAAUGGAAAAUGAGGUCCAGCCUGAGGAAACCAAGCACUAUGAAGAUGACCUAUCCACACCUGAAGUGCCAGAGAGGAACAACACCAACAGGACCGAGUCAUCUGGUUCCAGCAUGACCCCACUGCAGAUUGCUGCUGCUGUUGCUGUUCCUGCUGCUGUUGUUGUUGGUGCCGGUGCCAUUGCACGCUACGUCUGGAAGGCCUGUCCAAAGCAGGGGCACAGGGACGCAGAGCAGGAAGAGAGAGACCCACAGGGACAGCCCCUGGCACAGGACCAAAAUAUAAUGAAGCUGGAAGACAUGAAUGGAGAUGGGGAGGGGGAAGUGGUGUAAGAUUUUUGUUUAAUAAAUCAUGUAAAAUUGA
This is a messenger RNA of Anguilla anguilla (European eel), 695 nucleotides long. RefSeq lists its product as uncharacterized. Bases 47 to 664 code for a protein of 205 amino acids. The transcript has 8 exons. Lineage: Eukaryota; Metazoa; Chordata; Actinopteri; Anguilliformes; Anguillidae. The record is from RefSeq and is a predicted model, not a curated record.